Messenger RNA from Coffea arabica (coffee), 1828 nucleotides. Its product is annotated as mediator of RNA polymerase II transcription subunit 4. Gene Ontology annotation, molecular function: transcription coregulator activity. NCBI's taxonomy places the organism in Eukaryota, Viridiplantae, Streptophyta, Magnoliopsida, Gentianales, Rubiaceae. Gene Ontology annotation, cellular component: core mediator complex; mediator complex. The record is from RefSeq and is a predicted model, not a curated record. Gene Ontology annotation, biological process: regulation of transcription by RNA polymerase II.
AUUAGCAUUUGCGGAACUCUAAAGAACACUCUCUUUUUUCUCACAAACCUGCAAACUCAGCUAUCCGAAGCUGUUGCGGAACUCCAUGAAAUUCUUGAUCUUCAAGAUGCAUAACAGAAACUCUCACGUGAAAUCAGGUCAAAAGAUGCUACAAUUCUUGCGCUUGCAAACAGGCUCAAGGAAGCUGGAAAGGUUCUUGACAACCUAACCGCAAAAGAAAAAAAAAAAAGAGAAAAAAAGGUUCUUGACAAACUUGUAGAUGAUUACUCGGAUCAUCACCUUCCAAAACGGUCCAAGUCAGGAGAUGUUACAGAGGAUUCUUCAACAAUCGUGGCAUCUCAGCUAAAACUUUCAGAUAUAUUGUAAAAUGCCCAUAGAAUAAGCUACACUACUUUCGCACCACCAGAAUUUGGUACUCGACAGGCUCCCCUCCGUGGGGCACUCCCACUUGCUCCGCAGGAGGAGCAAAUGCGGGCAUCUCAAUUGUACAGUUUUACUGAUCUUAAUAUUGGUUUAUCCCAGACAGAUGAGGAUGAGGAGAAAACUAUAGAGCCAUUAAUUGAAACCCUAGCUGUGCAAUCAGCGGAGCCAAAUCCACUUGCCAAUCUUGCUCGGCCUAAUAUUGUUGUACCAUCAGGAUGGGAACCUGGAAUGCCUGUGGAGUUGCCUAGUGCUACCAUUGGAAACCUGGUGAUCCAGUGCCGCUGUUACCAAGUGUGUUUUCUCUUGCAAUUUUAUUUUCUCAACCAACGAACAUGGUUAUUAAUGAGCACUACGAGCAUUGGCUUACGUCUGGAGACUGGGAUUGGGACAGUUCUGAAGAAUUAUCUCUCAAGUUCUCAAGUGCAAAUUCUAAGAGCACUAUGAGUGCGGGGGGUAUGGAUAAUCCUGAUACCGUUACAUGGUUCGAGAAUCGAGUGGCGACUUCACUAUCAAAUCAGCUUACCAGUUGGAUGGAGAUGCUGUUGAUUCAAUGGAGAAGGAUAUUGGUUGGGAAAGAAUUUGGAAGUUAAAGGCUUCAUCUCGUUGACAAUUUUUACUUGGCUACGACGGCAUGGUAGAUUAUUAACAAAGGUUGAAAAAUUCAAACAUCAUUUGCAUCCGUUUGGAACAUGUCCACCAUGUGAAGUUAGUCAGGAAACAACAUUACAUAUAUAUGUUAAGGGAUUGCCAAUGGAUUAGCAAUAUUUUGGGGGCAACUUGUUCAUCCCCGGCACCGGAGAGCCUUUAAAUCGAAAUCGAAGGACCAGUAGUGUAUUGACUUGAAUGUGCAUAGGGGAGAUAUUGGGAGGCAAGAUACAAUUGUUUGGCCUCUAGCCUUGCAGCAAGUUGUGUAUUUCGCCAGGACAGCGAGGAAUGAGUUUGUGCACUAAGGCAUGGAUGGUAAACUGCGGAGCACAGCAACAUAUUUUAUUGAGCAAAAGAGAUGAAGUUUAUCUGUUGGGAAAAGCCUCCAAGGGGGUGGGGAUAACGUCAAUGUAUGGGGCGGCAAUAAAUAAUCCUGGGCCGGCAGGAGGAGUGGUCAGAGAUGAAAUGGGUUGCUGGUUGACAGGGUUUAGGGCCAGCAUUGAGGAGGCGAGCAAUACUGCUGCUGUGUUGUGAGGUAUGUACUGCGGGCUUGGAAUUUGGGUUAUAAAAAGGUGGUUUUGGAAUCAGAUUCUCAAAUUGCUACGUAAGGAUGCUCCAGCUGAGAGUCAACAUUAUGAUACUGUCAUGGAGGUCAGGGUCUUUACUGGAAAGAGACUGGGAUUUACUGAUUUAGGCCUGUCAACGGGUCGGGUCUAGACCCAGAUCUGGACCGGAUCCGUGAAAUUAUUACCGGUAUGGA